CGCAACACCCCGAAGGAAUGAGGUCACGUGGGGCGGGGCGGGGCCUGGCGGCGGCUGGAGGAGGGAAAAAAUAAAAAAAAAAGGAGGAAAAAAAUUAAAAAAAAAAGGAAAAAAAAAAAAAGGAGGAGGAAGGAGGGAAAAAAAAGGGGAAAAAAAAAAAGAAAACGAGCAGGAGGGAAAAAAAAAUAUAUAUAAAAAAAGGGCCCGUCCGCAGCGCGGAGCCGAACCGAGCCGGGAGCGGGGGGGCGGCCGCGGGGCCGCCGCUGCCGCCGCCACCAGGGAGGAUCCAUCACGGAGCUGCUCCAAAAUGCACAGGACCACCAGGAUAAAGAUCACCGAGCUCAACCCACACCUGAUGUGCGCCUUGUGCGGCGGCUACUUCAUAGACGCCACCACCAUCGUGGAGUGUCUGCACUCCUUCUGCAAAACCUGCAUCGUUCGCUACCUGGAGACGAACAAGUACUGCCCCAUGUGUGAUGUCCAAGUGCACAAAACCAGACCCCUCCUCAGCAUCAGGUCAGACAAAACCCUUCAGGACAUCGUGUACAAACUGGUCCCAGGGCUUUUCAAAGAUGAGAUGAAGAGGAGGCGCGACUUCUAUGCAGCCUACCCCGUGGCAGAGGUUCCCAAUGGGUCCAAUGAAGAUCGCGGGGAAGUCUCCGAGCAGGACAAGGGGAACCUGACAGAUGAUGAGAUCGUCAGCCUGUCCAUAGAGUUCUAUGAAGGAUCAAGAGAAGAGAAGAAAGGGACCGUUGAGAACGGGGACCUGGAGAAGGAGAAGAAGAACGGGCUGCGGUUCCUGCGCUGUCCUGCUGCCAUGACUGUCAUGCACUUGGCCAAGUUCCUCCGCAACAAGAUGGAUGUUCCCAGCAAGUACAAGGUUGAAGUCCUCUAUGAAGAUGAGCCCCUGAAGGAGUAUUACACCCUGAUGGACAUCGCCUACAUCUAUCCCUGGAGGAGGAACGGCCCCUUGCCCCUGAAGUACCGCGUCCAACCCGCCUGCAAGCGGCUCAAGCUGUCCCAGCCCAUCACCUCCGAGUGCACCAACACCAGCGGCGCCUCCGAGUGCGAGUCGGUCAGUGACAAAGCGCACAGCCCGGCCACGCUGCCGGCCACCUCCUCCUCCCUGCCCAGCCCGGGCACCCCGUCCCACGGCUCCCCCAGCUCCACCGGCACCGGCACCGCGCUCAACGGCACCUCGAACUGCCACCCGCUGCCCGCCGCCGCCGCCACCCGGUGCCGCAAAGCGACUGUCAACGGCAGCACGGCCUCAGCCUUGACCUAAGCAGCGAGCGGACAGGGGGACUCCUGGCUGGCUUUUCUAGAUCUCUAUAUAUAUAUAUACAUAUAUAAAUAUAUAUGUGUACAUAGGGAGAAAAAACAAAAGCGAAGCAAAACAAAUUAUACAUACUUAUUUUCUAUCGGUCGACCAGAUUAAUUUAAAGUGCAAAUAAGACACAUAAAGGUGGUUGAAUAUUUUUAAAUGAUUUUUUUUUUUUGUUGUUUUUCCCCCUCUUUUUUCCUUUCAUUUUCAUUUGGGUUUAACUUAUGUAGCUGCAUGACAGAGCUGGGAGCCACUGCUGCCUUCCUUGCUCAGUUUCCCUACCACUUUUCUCUUUCCUCUCCAUCCCUCUCCCCUCAACGGGGCCGUGAGCAGGGGGGGACUCGCAGCUGCACAGGUAAGGGUGAAGCACAGGUAAAGGCCAAGCACAGAAGCCAAAAACUGCCCCUCCAGCCCCCUUGUGCCCGGUGGUUUAUUGCUAUGUUUGUGUUUAUUUCUGUUUUUAGCCCCAGGUUUGAUAACGGGGUGCCCUGGGUCCAUUUGUUGGCAUCGAGCAUCGCUUGCCGGCGUUGCCCCCCCGGCUUUGCCUUGCCCAGCACCUCCCUGUUCCUUUAUCUGCUCUCCCCAUGUGGUCUCUGGAUGGAGUUUCAGGCUCUGCCCUCGUGAAGCCUCAUGCAGACGUUUCCCUUCACGCACAGUAAGUAGGUUGGGUGGGUUUUUCCAUGCAUCUCGGUGGUGAAGGGGCCAACCACGCCAGGGGCAGGAGCACAAGCCCCACUAGAUAUUGCUGCCUCAUCCCUGGAACAGCACUUGGUGCCAACACAGAUUUUGGCUUGGGGGCAUCUAAACCAUUGGGGGCUGUUUUGGCAGCGCUUCAUGAGUCUUUGUGGGACCCAGGAGCUUCAAACCACCCCACGACUGGCUCCCCACAGCUUCAACGCUGCAUUUCAAAGCUUUUCUUUGUGUUCUCCCCUUGCCCUCAUCCUUCCCACCCUCUCCUCCUGCCCCCACAUCGGGUUUUUACAUAAAGAAACUAUAGAGUACAGUGCCUUUAGCCAGGAGGCUUCGGUGAGGGGCGACGGUGGGAAGGUGCUGCCGUGCAUUGGCGGCAGUGGAGCGGCACCAGGGAAGGGACCAACGUUCUACAUGGACCAUUAAAAAGCACACGAGCCCCAGGAGCACAGAGCCGGGGGGUUAUUCCUGCCCUUGCUGGGGAGGGGGACAUAGGACAUAAAACAAGCAAGUGCCUGCAGCACCCAGCCAGCACCCCCACAGCGGCACAGUGAGGACCAAAGGCAAAGCGGCACGGGAAUUGUCUGAACAGCCCAACUCCAAAGGUCAGGAAAUGUGGGAUGUCGUUAGUGUGUUUCUUAAGUAUUGUUAUCUUUUAAGUCAUUUGUUCGAAGUACUGCACCCCCAUCACGGAUGGGACAGCAGCACCAUCGCUGCAGCCCAGCCCUGGGCUCUGGGCACUGGGAAUGGGCUUGGGAAGGGUCCCCAUUGGGGCUUCUUCUGUUCCUCUCCCCCAUCCCCAAGCUGGGGCUGGAUGGGGGGCUCGAAGCGUGUUGGGGGGCUCUGUUUGUCUUGACUUUGACACCCCUUUUCUCCUUGUAAAUAGGUCAGAAUGGACUGAGGGAGGCAGCUGAGGUGCCUCGGUCGGGGCUUGUGGGGGGCUCGGGGCGGGGGGUGUUUUGUUUUCUGUUCUUUCCUAUAUGGUACAAACCAAACUGCUCUGUAUGUUUGCAUCCUGUACGACGUUUUAAUGUCUUGUAAUAUAUUCGGAUAUUCAUAUAUUGUUAUUGGUUAAACAUUUGUAUAACUAUACAGCUUUGUAAAUGUAAUAAAUGCUGCAGAACUGUCGUUCCCUC
Strigops habroptila (Kakapo) is the source of this 3150-nucleotide messenger RNA. RefSeq names its product polycomb group ring finger 2 (gene PCGF2). Gene Ontology annotation, biological process: negative regulation of transcription by RNA polymerase II. The record is from RefSeq and is a predicted model, not a curated record. Gene Ontology annotation, cellular component: PRC1 complex. The transcript is spliced from 10 exons. NCBI's taxonomy places the organism in Eukaryota, Metazoa, Chordata, Aves, Psittaciformes, Psittacidae. Gene Ontology annotation, molecular function: promoter-specific chromatin binding. Bases 308 to 1285 code for a protein of 325 amino acids.